AUGGCUGAUGAGAAGACUGCCCGGGAGGACGUCGCUCCAACCCAUGAACCCUCAUUAACUCAACAUUCAAGCAAUGGUCUUCACCACGAUCAUGUUGCAGAAGAAGCCAUUGGUGGUCACACGAGCGAUUUGCCGCGAGGGUAUUACUACAGUCCCGGCUUCAUUGGAACUGUCAUUGCCACAUGUUUAGCACAAAUAUCAGGAUACCUAGGGUGGGUGUUGCCAUCAAACACUCUUGCACUCAUCAAUGCCGCCAUUGGGCCAUCUCCCAAUAUCAUCUGGGUUUCCAUCUCAUGGACAGCCGGAUUCGCCGUUGGAUUCACUCUAGUAGGUCGGUUGUCGGAUAUCUUUGGCCGAAGAUGGUUCUUCAUCGCUUCCUCCGUACUUGGCUUGAUUGGAGUGAUCAUCGGAUCUGCUGCUCAGAACAUCAACAUGCUUAUUGUCACCAAUUCGAUCAACGGAGUAGCAGCUGCUGGGCAGUUGUCUUUCCAUAUCAUUCUUGGUGAACUCGUGCCAAACUCCCUUCGUGGACCUGUCAACGCUUUCGUCUUGUCGACCUCUGUCCCGUUUGCCGUCUUUGGUCCUCCUGUGGCCCGCGCAUUCUUCGAGAACACUGCUCUUCAAUGGCGAUGGUGCUAUCUUCUCGGUGUCAUUGUCAACGCACUUGCCAUCAUUCUCUACUUCUUCUUCUACCACCCGCCUACCUAUGAAAUGCUUCACGUUGGUGGUAAAUCCAAACUCAAGCAGCUCAAGACUCUCGACUGGAUUGGCAUCGCCCUCUUCACCGCUGGACUAUGCGUCUUCCUCAUCGGAAUGAAUUGGGGAGGUUCCGCAUACCCAUGGAAAUCUGGACACGUGCUGGGAGCUUUGUUCGCUGGCUUCUUCACACUGGUCGGAUUCUGCUUCUGGGAGGCUUACUGUGGGCUUGAGUACCCUUUGAUCCCCAUGCGUCUCUUCAAGAACAUCCACUAUGAUGCCAACGUCGCAUGCGCCACUCUCGCCGCUGUCGUCUACUAUGCCAACACCGUAAUCUGGCCAACCAUGAUCGGUGCUCUCUUCACUACUGAUAUCAAAGAGACGGGCUGGCUUUCUUGUGCCGUUGGCGGUGGCCUUCUCCUCGGACAAAUCCUCGGUGGCGUAGGUGUUCGUUACCUUCCCAAGAUGAAGAUCCAAAUGACCGUCGCUGCUGUCAUCUGCACGGCCUUCGUCGCCGCAUUGGCCGCAUCCAAUGCCUCCACCCAGAAUCAAACCACCGCGCUUCUCCUCAUCGGCACCAUCGGCGCCGGAUACAUCGAGAACCUCACCCUCUCCUCGACCGCCUAUCUAUGGGAUCCCGCCGACAUGGGCCUCGUAACCGGCGUCCUCGGUGCCAUCCGCACCGCGAUCUCAGCCAUCGCAACGAGCAUGUACUCCUCGAUCCUCGCGACCGAGUCCGCAAAGUACAUCCCCCAAUACGUCACCCCAGCAGUGCUCUCAGCCGGCCUUCCCGAGUCCUCGCUGCCCAGCCUCUUCGCCGGCAUCACUCUAGGCAAUUUCACUGCCGUCAAAGGCAUCACACCUGAGGUCCUCGGCGUCGUAGGCACCGAGGUCAAGCGCGCAUACUCCAUGUCCUUCCGAACCGUCUUCCUCUGCACAUUGCCAUUCGGCGUGAUCCUUAUCAUUGCAGCUAUCAUGAGCCCCAACGUCGAGGACUACCUAACCGACGAGGUAGCGCGAAAGUUGCACGGAAACAAGGAGAAGAACACGACCAUGCAGAAGGAAGUGGCCGUCGCGGUUUAG
This is a messenger RNA of Aaosphaeria arxii CBS 175.79, 1779 nucleotides long. Its product is annotated as fungal trichothecene efflux pump. Gene Ontology annotation, molecular function: transmembrane transporter activity. Gene Ontology annotation, biological process: transmembrane transport. Bases 1 to 1779 code for a protein of 592 amino acids. Lineage: Eukaryota; Fungi; Ascomycota; Dothideomycetes; Pleosporales. Gene Ontology annotation, cellular component: membrane. The record is from RefSeq and is a predicted model, not a curated record. The transcript is spliced from 5 exons.